AGCGCGCACCAGCACCCGCGCGCUUGGCAGCUGUGUUCCUUGGCUGUGAUUGGGCGGGGGGCGGUGAUUCCUUCUGUCACGAUUUGGGUAGCUCCCACCGGGAGAACACCGCCACCGACCGUCGGUUAGUACCCGGUCCCACCGCGGCGGUCAGCAGCAGGAGAGGCGGCGCGCACCUGGACGGGAGACGCGUCGGGUGUUUGGUCUGCAGGGGCGGGACUGACAGCUCGGGAUUCGUCCCUCAGUCCGUGCGGGUGAAGACAGAAGAGGAGAUCCAGCAGAGGAUCCUGUGCGCUGGAGCUGCCAGCCGCCUUUCUUCUGUCGGGGGCUGCGGUAAAAGUCGAUCACAAUGCCGGUGUUCCACACCAAGACCAUCGAGAGUAUCCUGGAGCCGGUGGCCCAGCAGAUCUCCCACCUGGUCAUCAUGCACGAGGAGGGGGAGGUGGACGGCAAAGCCAUCCCGGAUCUGACGGUACCAGUGGCCGCGGUGCAGGCGGCGGUCAGCAACCUUGUACGGGUGGGGAAGGACACUGUCCAAACCACAGAAGACCAGGUGAUGAAGAGGGACAUGCCUCCUGCCUUCAUUAAGGUGGAGAACUCGUGCUCGAAGCUCGUUCAGGCGGCUCAGAUGCUAAAGGCAGAUCCGUACUCUGUUCCUGCACGAGAUUACCUGAUUGAUGGAUCCAGAGGGAUAUUGUCUGGAACAUCUGACCUGCUCCUUACCUUUGAUGAGGCUGAGGUGCGUAAGAUAAUCCGCGUGUGUAAAGGUAUCCUGGAGUACUUGACAGUAGCUGAAGUGGUGGAGACCAUGGAGGACCUCAUCACAUACACGAAGAACCUGGGACCAGGGAUGACAAAAAUGUCAAAGAUGAUUGAGGAGCGGCAGCAGGAGCUGACACACCAAGAACAUAGACAGAUGCUCAUUAACUCCAUGAACACCAUCAAAGAGCUGCUGCCCGUGCUCAUAUCAGCCAUCAAGAUUUUUGUCACAACCAAGAGUAGUCGUGGUGCCGGCGUGGAGGAGGCAGAGAGGAACAGAAGGUUUAUCUUUGAAAAGAUGAGUGCUGAAAUCAAUGAGAUCAUAAGAGUCCUGCAGCUUACCACGUGGGAUGAAGAUGCGUGGGCUAAUAAGAAGGAUAUGGAGGCUUUGAAGAGAUCUUUGGCUUUAAUUGAAUUGAAAAUGACACAAGCUAAAACCUGGCUCAAAGACCCUCAUGCACCACCAGGAGACCCCGGUGAGGUGGCACUGCGCGUGAUACUGGACGAGGCCGGUAAGGUGGGAGAGCUGUGUGCCGGGAAGGAGAGGAAAGACAUACUGGCAACCACCAAGGCUCUGGGGCAAAUGACCGAUCAGGUGGUAGAUCUUCGAGCCAGAGGUCAAGGCCCAUCUCCAGGGUGUAUGCAGCGUGCAGGCCAGUGUUCGCAGGGCUUAGACCUGCUGUUUGGGAAGGUGGACGGUGCCGCCCGCAGACUGGAGGCUCUAAUCAAUGCUAAGCAGGCCAUUGCCAGGAGGCUGGAUGCUGCACAGGCCUGGCUGGCUGAUCCUAAUGGUGGUCCUGAAGGGGAGGAGAACAUCAGAGCAUUACUAGCAGAGGCCAAACGGAUUGCUGAUUUGUGUGAAGACCCCAAAGAACGGGACGACAUUCUUCGCUCAAUCAGUGAGAUUGUAGGCCUCACUGCCAGACUUGCGGAGCUACGCAAACAGGGUAAAGGCGACAGUCCGGAGGCACGGGCUUUGGCUAAACAGGUCGGGGCAGCGCUACUCAACCUGCAGUCCAAGACCAACCGUGCUGUGGCCAACAUGAGACCCGCGAAGCCGGCUGUCACCCUGGAAGGCAAGAUGGAACAAGCACUGCGAUGGGUCAACAACCCCGGGGUGGACGAUAGAGGGAUUGAGUGUGAGAUCCUACAGUUCUACGAAGGUCAGGCAGCCAUCAGAGGCAUGGUGGGGGAAGGCAGGAGGCUGGCAGGAGGCCUGCUUGGUCCGUAUCGUCAGGACAUGUUGGGGCGCUGUGACCGAACGGAGGCUCUCACAGCGUCGUUGGCGGACAUGGCUAGCAAGGGCGAGGCUGAGGCACCUCAUGCACGAGCUACGGCCGCUCAGCUACAAGACAGCCUCAAGGACUUGAGGCAGCACAUGCAAGAGGUGAUGACCCAAGAAGUUUCUGAUGUUUUCAGCGACACCACCACCCCCAUCAAACUGCUGGCUGUUUCUGCGACUGCUCCUCCUGACGCCCCGAACAGAGAGGAGGUAUUUGAGGAGCGUGCAGGGAACUUUGAGGCUCACACAGGUCGUCUGGGUGCAACUGCUGAGAAGGCUGCUGCCGUGGGAACAGCCAAUAAGUCAACAGUAGAGGGGAUUCAUGCUGCAGUGAAACAUGCCAGGGAGCUCACGCCUCAGGUGACUUCUGCUGCUCGGAUCUUGUUGAAGAAUCCUGGAAACAAAGCGGCCUAUGAGCACUUUGACACCAUGAAGAAUCAGUGGAUCGACAAUGUGGAGAGACUGACAGGUUUGGUGGAUGAGGCGAUAGACACCAAAUCCCUUUUAGAUGCAUCUGAGGAAGCCAUAAAGAAAGACAUCGACAAGUGCAGAGUUGCUAUGGCAAACGUUCAGCCCCAAAUGCUUGUUGCCGGGGCAACAAGUAUAGCAAGACGCGCUAACCGUGUCCUAUUGGUAGCUAAGAAGGAGGUGGAGAACUCUGAAGACCCACGAUUCCGAGACAUGGUGAAGCAUGCUUCAGACGUCCUCUCACACACCAUCUCACCCAUGGUGAUGGACGCCAAGGCAGUGGCCGGGAACAUACAAGACAAAGCUCUGCAGAAGGCUUAUCUGGACUCCUGUCUGAGGAUCCUGGCUGCAGUUGGGAAAGUUAGAGAAGCCUUCCAACCCCAGGAGGCCGAAUUCCCCCCUCCACCCCCUGACCUCGACCAGCUGCAUGUUAGCGAUGAGCAGGCGCCACCCAAACCUCCACUGCCGGAAGGAGAGGUGCCUCCUCCUCGCCCACCUCCUCCAGAAGAGAAGGAUGAAGAGUUUCCAGAGCAGAAGGUUGGAGAGGUGCUGAGCGAGCCCAUGAUGGUGGCAGCCAGGCAGCUGCACGACGAGGCGCGCAAAUGGUCCAGCAAGCCCGAGGAUGAGGAGGCAGUAGAGGAGAGGGAGGUACUAGAUGAAGAAGAUGACUUUACUGAUGGUGAGGAUGACUAUGAGCCAGAACUGCUGAUGAUGCCCUCCAACCAGCCUGUCAAUCAACCCAUUCUGGCUGCUGCCCAGUCUCUCCACCAGGAGGCGCGCAAGUGGUCCAGCAAGGGUAACGACAUCAUAGCGGCGGCCAAGCGGAUGGCUCUGCUUAUGGCAGAAAUGUCUCGGCUGGUGCGUGGAGGAAGCGGGAAUAAACGAGCGCUGAUUCAGUGUGCGAAGGACAUCGCCAAGGCCUCAGAUGAGGUGACGAGACUGGCUAAAGAAGUGGCCAAGCAGUGCACGGACAGGCGCAUCAGGACUAACCUGCUGCAGGUGUGUGAACGAAUCCCGACCAUCAGUACUCAGUUGAAGAUCCUCUCAACUGUCAAAGCCACCAUGCUGGGACGAACCAACAUUAGUGAAGAGGAGUCAGAGCAGGCCACAGAGAUGCUGGUCCAUAAUGCCCAAAAUCUGAUGCAAUCAGUGAAGGAGACGGUCAGAGAAGCUGAAGCAGCAUCUAUCAAGAUCCGCACAGAUGCAGGAUUCACCCUCCGCUGGGUGCGCAAGACCCCCUGGUACCAGUAAACAAGCCUGUACACUGGAAUUAGCCACAGUUUGACACCGCAGUGCACCACUCCAGUCAAACUAGCAAAGAGCACUCUCAGUGCGAAUGAACUUAUGCACCUCUUUUGAGGAGGACAGCGGGUCAUGGCUACCCAUCCUGCACUGCAGCGUGGCCGUGAGUGUGAGGAAUCCCACCGUGUGGAGUGAAUUCAGCUUUGCUCUCUGGUAUCCCUUUAUCAGUAACUGUGGAAUAGCUCCAUAGGGAUAGCUAUAUAUUUACAGUAAUAUAUAUUUUGGUAUGUUAAGAGUUUACCUAAAUGGCAGGUAUAUAUAUAUAUAUAUAUUUUUUUUUUUUUUUUUUUUUUUGAAGAAUGUUUUUUCUAUUUUCUAUAGGCAGGAAUAUUUACUUCCAAUUGAGCUUUUUCAGUGAGACUUUGUUAUUGUCAGUAUGUACAGUUAAUUAUUUGAUUCAUGGGUAACACUCGGCUAUGAGCUUUGACACUAAAACGGGUGGAGCGCUGUUUGGGCUGACCACACGCUUAAGCUCUGUCCUCUUCAUGUUUACUUUUAAUAACAAUAAUGAAAAUGUUCUUAAAGCUUGUCACGCCAGAUUGAUGACGUUUUUACUUGAAGAACUAAAUUGUCUUCUACAUAAAAAAUGCUCUAGCUCUUAAGCAAAUUAUACUUUUUAAACUGGUAUUAUAAUUUGA
Molecule: messenger RNA, 4449 nt
Organism: Thalassophryne amazonica
Lineage: Eukaryota; Metazoa; Chordata; Actinopteri; Batrachoidiformes; Batrachoididae
Product: vinculin-like
Exons: 24
Coding region: 350-3760 (1136 amino acids)
Biological process (GO): cell adhesion
Cellular component (GO): actin cytoskeleton
Molecular function (GO): actin filament binding; structural molecule activity
Source: RefSeq, a predicted model, not a curated record